AUGGCUCCCCAGGCGCGAAUCAUGAUGUCCUCCACGACAACCUUCCACCGGGCAGCUCUCUCGCCUCCCUUCUCCCUCCUCCUCCGCACUCGAACCAGAACAACCACACCAUGGAACAACACCCACCGAUUAUCUGCCCUCUCCCCGUCCUCGCCCCUUCGAGCCGUCUUCCACACCAGCUUACCCCGACCAUGGGGCCCUCGCGGUCCACCAACACCAGAACCCACCCAGACACAGACACCCACAAAAGGAGGACCAAAGGGGUCAAAACCACAGUUUGACCCCCUCGCGGCGAUAGACAAGUCAGCUCAGGAGCAGCGCCUCAAAUGUUAUAGCUGCUACGAGGAGCAGCGCAAAGCUGAUUGGGCGAUUAUGAAGGAAAUGUCGCGGUACAUUUGGCCAAAGGACAGCUUCGGCGACAAGAUGAGGGUCAUGAUCGCGGUUGGGUUGCUGGUCGGUGCCAAGGUGCUCAACGUACAGGUGCCCUUCUUCUUCAAGGAAAUCGUCGACUCUCUCAACAUGGACUUUGGGACCACUGGCGGGACUGUCACGGCUGCGGCUGGGGCUAUGAUUCUAGCGUACGGCGGCGCGAGGAUAGGAGCUGUCGUCUCGCAAGAGUUGCGAAAUGCGGUUUUCUCCUCGGUGGCUCAAAAGGCGAUCAGACGGGUGGCCACCAAGACGUUUGGCCAUCUGCUCAAUCUGGACUUGAGUUUCCACUUGUCCAAGCAGACAGGUGGUUUGACGAGGGCGAUUGAUAGGGGUACCAAGGGUAUCAGCUUCCUGCUGACGAGCAUGGUCUUUCACAUUGUGCCUACCGCGCUCGAGAUCACCAUGGUUUGUGGCAUCCUCACUUAUCAGUUCGGCUGGGAGUUUGCUGCCAUCACGGCUUGCACCAUGGCGACGUAUACCGCUUUUACCAUCUGGACUACGGCAUGGAGGACAAAGUUUAGGAGGCAGGCAAACGCGGCAGACAACCGCGCUUCGACGGUCGCGGUGGACAGUCUGAUCAACUACGAGGCGGUCAAGUACUUUAACAAUGAAAAGUACGAGAUUGGGCGCUAUGACCGGGCCCUGCAGCAGUACGAGAAGAGCAGCAUCAAGGUGGCGACUUCUCUGGCGUUUCUGAACUCUGGACAAAACAUCAUCUUCUCUUCGGCGCUGACGAUCAUGAUGUGGCUGGGUGCCAAGGGGAUCGUGGCGGGUACGCUGUCAGUGGGUGAUCUGGUGCUCAUCAACCAGUUGGUGUUUCAGCUGUCGGUCCCUCUCAACUUUUUGGGGUCUGUCUACCGCGAGCUGAGGCAGUCACUUCUAGACAUGGAGACUCUGUUUAAUCUGCAAAAGGUCAACGUCAGCAUCAAGGAGAAGGAGGGUGCCAAGGCGCUGGCUCUCCCCAAGGGCGGCGAGAUCAAGUUUGAGGAUGUCAACUUUGGAUACUACGAGGACCGGCCGAUUCUCCGGAAUUUGAGCCUCACUAUCCCCGCGGGCAAGAAGGUUGCUGUGGUCGGACCGUCUGGGUGUGGCAAGUCGACGCUGCUCAGGUUGCUGUUCCGCAGCUACGACGCCCAGAGCGGGAGGAUCUUGAUUGACGACCAGGAUAUCAAGGAUGUUACGCUCGAGUCUUUGAGGAAAAGCAUUGGUGUCGUGCCGCAGGAUACACCGCUGUUCAACGACACUGUCGAGUUGAAUAUUCGGUAUGGGAACAUGGACGCCCCGGCCGAGGACGUCUUUGCCGCGGCGCAGAGGGCGCACAUUCACGACAAGAUUGAGUCUUGGCCCCACGGGUACCAAACCAAGGUUGGCGAAAGGGGGUUGAUGAUCUCUGGUGGUGAGAAGCAGCGGUUGGCGAUUUCGCGGUUGAUUCUGAAGGACCCGCCGCUCUUGUUCUUUGAUGAGGCGACGAGCGCGUUGGACACGCACACGGAGCAGGCGUUGAUGAGCAACAUUAAUGAGAUUUUGCGGGGCAAGGAAAGGACGAGCGUUUUUGUUGCUCACAGGUUGAGGACGAUUUAUGAUGCUGAUUUGAUUAUUGUACUGAAGGAGGGAAGCUUGGUGGAGCAGGGGACGCACAAGGAGCUGCUGGAGAAGGGGGGGUUGUAUAGCGAGCUGUGGAGUGCGCAGGAGAGAUGGGGGGAGGAGGAGGAGAUCAACGCUGAGAAGAAAGAGUAG
Molecule: messenger RNA, 2166 nt
Organism: Podospora anserina S mat+
Lineage: Eukaryota; Fungi; Ascomycota; Sordariomycetes; Sordariales; Podosporaceae
Exons: 2
Coding region: 1-2166 (721 amino acids)
Biological process (GO): intracellular iron ion homeostasis; transmembrane transport
Cellular component (GO): mitochondrial inner membrane
Molecular function (GO): ATP hydrolysis activity; ABC-type transporter activity; ATP binding
Source: RefSeq, a predicted model, not a curated record